Anarrhichthys ocellatus (wolf-eel) is the source of this 5456-nucleotide messenger RNA. It is a transcript of the gene rgs17, whose product is annotated as regulator of G protein signaling 17. The transcript has 6 exons. The record is from RefSeq and is a predicted model, not a curated record. Lineage: Eukaryota; Metazoa; Chordata; Actinopteri; Perciformes; Anarhichadidae. The coding region runs from base 554 to 1183 and encodes 209 amino acids.
AGCGCGCCUGCGCAGUGCAUCCAGGGGCUCGGCGGCGUUCGGUGCUGAAGUGGGGCGGAUGGCAGAAAAAACAGCGGCGAUGGACAUUUCACCGCAGGAUUCCCAUUUACGAUGUCGUUAAAUGAGCAUCGGGACAUCGCGUUCGUGAACCCAUCACCCCAGGACACUGACAGCCCGACACAAAGGGAUGCUGUACCUUCGCUGCUCCCUGCACUCUCAAGUCCAUCAAUGACCCUUUCACCGAGAUCCGAGGAAGCCUAGGCGGGGGGACGGCGAGUGAAGCAAAAGAGGAGCGGUAAAAUAAGGAAGCAAGGAGAGGAAGUAGUUGCAUUUCAUAUCCGUUCUCGUGUCCCAUUUUUGUGCGAGCCCAUCAGGGAUGGUGAGACCAGUAACCUCUCUUUCCAGCGAGCCCAACAGCCGGUCCGAUAGCCACGCAGACGCCCAGACAGUCCACAAGUCGGUCACUCCGUCAACAAGCCUGCCAUCCUCCAGCAACCUAUUACCUCACGCCAUGACUUCUCUGUCUGACCUGUUUUUAGGAACUCGCUAAUUCAUGCCCCGGAGUGUGAGUGGAGUGGAGAUGAGAAAAAGGCAGGCGGCGCACAUCGAGGCCCCACCCCAGGCCCCCGGACAGCCCCGACCCAACACCUGCUGCCUCUGCUGGUGCGGCUGCUGCAAGUGUCUCUGGAACGAAGACAGGAUUGAGAGGAGUGAACGACAGACCUGCACCAAGAUGGACAGUAUUGAAGCUGGAGAAGAACAACACCCCAGUCUAGACGAGGUGCUGUCGUGGGCACGGAGCUUUGAGAUGAUGCUGCGCUCGCUGGAGGGCCGGGAGGUCUUCCGGGAGUUCCUGCGCUCGGAGUACAGCGAGGACAACCUGCUUUUCUGGUUGGCCUGCGAGGAGCUGAAAAAGGAGACGGAUCCCACAGUGGUGGAGGAGAAGUCCAGGAUCAUAUACGAAGACUACGUGUCCAUAUUGUCACCCAAGGAGGUGAGUCUGGACUCGCGGGUCAGAGAAGGAAUAAACCAGACCCUGACGGAGCCCAGCAACCUGAUGUACGAGGAGGCCCAGUUCCAGAUCUACACCCUGAUGCACCGCGAUUCCUUCCCACGUUUCCUCAAUUCCUCCGUUUACAGAGACCUCCUGGCCAACAUGAGGCGCACCUGCCUCGACACCUAGACUCCUCCACCCUCCCUCAUCGCUAUCGUACGCCAACGAGACUACUACUUAAACUUCAAAUACUACUAUGGUGCCAGAAGUCGGGUUUGGAAAAUCUCUCCCUGUUUUUUGAUUGAAAAGACUGAAUGACAUCCAAGAUAGCUGGUUGUUUUUUUUAUUUAUAUUUUUUAAGCAAUUUAUAUCCAGUUCUCCACUGGAGCCAGGUCGGCCUUCGCUGGUUGGUUAUUGGUCAAUUUAAGACCAUUAAUGCUGGCCGGUGAUUGUUUUGCUAGCAAUUUGUGCUGUUUGUUGCGGUUGACUGGCCAACCCACUUGUCAGCUGUCGGUUGAAAUGGCCAACCUGAUGGCCAGCUGCUGGUUAACUGUGGACAAGGACUCCUCAGUCGGUGGGGACAGAGAGAGAGAGAGAGACGGAAAGGACAAGCCAACUGUUCCUGUACUGUAAUAUUUAGACCUCAUGCUUUCUUCUCUCACUUUUAAUAUUCUCUCUCUCGUACUCAUUCUUUUGUUUUUCUAAUUCUGUCCCAUUCCUCAGAUGUGUACAAUUUUGUUUUUAAUUUCUUUACUGUCCAAACAUGACACCUAGUUGGUGGUGGUAGUGGCGUCUCUGCCCCGUUUAACCAGUUAGAAGCACUGGUUCUGCAUGUAACUCUCUCUCUCUCUCUCUCUCUCUCUCUCUCUCUCUCAACAGUAGCUUGACGAUGUAAGCCGCGGACUGCAACCGUUUUUGAAUAUUGAGAUGUAUUAAGACAGGGGACCUGUCUCUCUGUCUGGAUGUCUACAUUCAGUGAAGGGAAAAAAAAACUACACUUCUGCCAAUUUUAAGCUUACUGCAGUUUUUUAUUGAGGAGAUUUGAUGGCUUCUGCAGCAAAAGGCAGCAGCACCUAUUCAUUCAUCCAUCCGUCCACCUGUCCAUCCAUCCAUCCAUCCGUCCGUCCAAGCACUUUCCUUCUUUAGGAUUCUUUAACUGGGAGAAGUAAGGGCUAGAAUUGUGGUUGGGCAGCUACAUGUAUUAUUACUACCCAUGAACUUUAGACAAAAAAUCUCUCCACUGAGAAAAUCACAAUGCCUUUACGUGUAAGAAAAUGCAGACCAAGCGCUGCUGGAGUUUUUCUGGAAGGCAACCACAGUUUGUCCAACGAUCCCUACCUCCCGUCUUUUUUCCCUCCCUCCGUCCUCCUCCCUCCAACUCAGACCAUCACAAGCACAGGUGCCCCAUGUGGGGGGGGAAACACACACCGCUGACUCCAAAUAGUCAUCUACAUUUUGAAAUUCUUGCGCAGAAAAAGAGGGUUUACCUUUUAGUGUUUUAUGAAAAGCUGGUUCUACUCGGAGAACAUAAGAAGAUGCAGCAGGCACUGAUCUAACUGAAAGGGUUAUCAAACCCUGGCUGUUGUCUGUAAGGCAUUAGCUUUAGGAAUGUAGGUAACAUGACGGUCCCUGAAGUUGGACGUGCAGUAUCACGUUGCAGCCACGUGACCCGGGUGCCAAACAUGAUGUCAAAGAUGCUGUGAAGAGAUAUCAGAUGUGACUUGUCGCCAGGCUGUAGAGUCUUGGUCUUUAUGGUGCAUGUGUGUUUCUCCAGCAGAUGGAGCUGAGAGAGUGUAUGGUAGUCCGUCAGUUAGCUACUGCCCAUUAAAAACACAAUAAUUUUUACCAGAGCUAGUGAAGAGGGUUGGUAUAAUAAUGCUAACCUGCUACCAUAAUGGGCUAGCUAGUAUGCGUAGUCAUGCUACAUGCUAGCCCGCUCAACAAGGCUAACUAGGUUUCAGCAUGCUGUAGGCAAGCAGCCAGCAUGCCUGUGCUAGCCAUGCUAAUCCUCCAUCCCACUGCCAGCCCUCACACACUCUGGUUUGUUUUUCUAAUCCGACUUUGACAGCAUGCGAUGAUAAUGGCUGUGUGUGUGUGUGUGUGUAUGGUACAGUUACACACUUAACAGAAAAAUGUAGAAAAAAAACUUUAAGGGGUUCUUGCCAAAUGUCCCAUUAACAUUUUUUUAAAAGGACAUUCGAGUUUUUGACGAUGUGAACAUUUGAACUUUGUUCCUGUGGAUAGAAAGUGCAUGAAUGCAGUAUAUGCUGUUUUGUUUAAUUAACUGGGCCUCCAAGUAUAAUCAUUGUGUAACUUGGUGGAUAGCUGACCUCUUGGUUUGGUGGCAGUAUUAAAGUGUCAAUAAAACGGUGCCACUGAUAAAUACUGAUAAAUGUAAACAUACACGUUGCCAUCUCCUUUAACUACCUGAAGUUCACGUGCCAAGUUUGGUCUAGAUUAAAUUCAAGAGUAGACGGUGCAAGAUGUCCAGCAGACUAUUGAAGUGCAAUUGGAUGUAGUUUGUGAUUAUAGGUUGGAGUCUUUUUGAAGCUGUGUCCCACUAUGUUAGAUUGGUUUUGAAUUGUCAGAAGUUUAUCUUAUAAAUUACUGACCGCAACACCUUUCAGAAUACUCAAAAUAUUGUAAUGCCACUGUUGGAGAAACUGGCUACCUCUAGUUAGCAUUUGCAAGUUUUUAGGACUUAAAUAAGAACACAGAUUAUUAAAUGUAUCUUUAAAAUCUUUACUAGAGACUCAAUGGGAAAAAAGAGUCCAUGGGAUUUUGAGUUUUCCUCCAGACGUAUAUUCACUUACAGAGUUAAAAUGCCAACUUGAUGAAGAUGCCAUGUCAAAACCAGGUUAGUAUAUUACUACAAAAGAUUGAAGUAUUGGUUAUAAAUUGGUAAAAUUGACACUGUAACGUCUAAACCAAUAAUCAACAACAGUUGCAAUGUUCCUUCGUGAAAAUAUGCUAUAUUUAAUCUUUGGCAAUACAGUGCUCGCAUCCAGACUACAUUAAUACCCAUAAGGACUCGAUUGAUAACGCUUAGCUGCUGUAAUGAAGAGCCGUGCAUGCAGGCACUCGGUUGAUCAGAAGCAUAAGAACACAGUGUAAUCAAACAAUUCUGAUACGGAAGGAUCAGUUGCCAAACGUACUCCUUGGAGCAGUUUUAGAUGUUGUAUUUGGACAACUUUGUAACUUUUUUUGACUCCGUAGAAGAACGCCUGUCACUCGUAAGGCUCUCCUGCAGACAAAUCCCUCUUCUGCACAGUACAGCUAUACGUUUCCUUGUUGCUGAGUCCACACGGUUAUUAACAUGAGAAUGUUUCACCAAGAACCAGAUAAUGAAAUCAUGGUGCAAUUAAACCAAGUUUACAUUUAUAAAUUGUGAGAUGUAUGUACCUUAUUAAAUACUCCGUGGGGAGCUAACUGUCCCUAGUGUGAGCAGAGAAGCCAGCAGGUCUCUGCCCAGUGCUGACUCCAAGAGCACUUUACAGGGUUUACAGGGAGGACGGACAGCAGAGACCCAGGUAACGGUGUUUCACAGCGAGGACAGGCGUACGUCCUUUUCCUCUUAAUUUAUUGUGACUUUUACACAGUGGGGGGAAAAAGUACAUGGUUUGUUUAUUUUUAAUAACUGCAUUUCAAAUGUAGAUUUUUUUAUAAGCAAUGAUGAUGAUGAUGUGAAGUGAUGUAGUGUCCAUCGCUGGGUUUAGAGUGUUGUCUUUAAAUUUCCAUGGGUUCCAAGUGAGGUGGUUUCUGAAACGUGGCUGUGGCUUUAUUGACGGCAAAAAGGUUGAGAGCUGAAGUGUCCUGAUGGAGGGGAGGAGGAUUGAGAAGCUUUGGCCUUACUUUCUUUGUAUAAAAAAAAAAACAACAACAAACGUCUCUGUAGGCUUUUCACUACCUCUCAUGUUGGUUAAUUUAUUUCACAUCUAGUUGUCAAUGUACAAGUUGUUUUUAGAUCUACUUGAAGCCUAACACUGUAAACAAAAAUGUGCACAGAAAAAUGACUAUGUAUAUGACCAGAGGGGUUAAAGAGAGCUUGGCCUAGUCAACAUUUAUGUUUUUGUUUGUAUGUAUGUUUGGUUUUUAAUUGUGCUGAGCUGAACUAGAUUUUGCAUCUCUAUAAAGAAUUCAGGAAUCCACUGUCUAAGGGCUAAUCCCAUUUUUGCCUAUGCAAAUCUGUUACUGUGGGUGAGUUGGGAAAGGGCAAGCUACCGUACCUUUCACUUGUUUUAGAUGGACCAUGGUUUACAAUGCCCUUUGCUGAUAUUCUUCAAUCUUAUUCAGCAAAAAUGUACGCUUAUUUUUGUUUCUAAAUAUUUAAAAUAUAUAUCUAUAUAGAGAGAGAGAUAUAUAGAUAUAUAACAAGUACUAUACAGAGAAAAAUAGUAUAUGCCUUUGUGAUGAUAAAAAAAGAAACAUUGCUGAAAACAAAUAAAUGUGUUGUCUGACAUUA